Maylandia zebra (zebra mbuna) is the source of this 2481-nucleotide messenger RNA. NCBI's taxonomy places the organism in Eukaryota, Metazoa, Chordata, Actinopteri, Cichliformes, Cichlidae. The record is from RefSeq and is a predicted model, not a curated record.
AUGCCAAGUUUGUUUAAGGAAGGUGACAUAAUGAUCGGAGGAAUCUUCCCAGUUUUAAACAAAGAGACACUCAGCACUUAUACAUUUGACAAGGAGCCACCUAAAGUGCAGUGUGAAGGAUUUGACCUGCGAAUUUAUCGAUGGACACAGGCAAUGAUAUUUGCCAUUGAAGAAAUCAACAACGAUCCUGCUCUGCUUCCAAACAUAUCUCUUGGCUAUAGGAUCCUUAACUCUUGUGCAUCUCCUACAAAUACUUUACGUGCUGCUCUAACGCUGGCUAGUGGAGCAGAGGAGGCAAGUGCGACUUCUCAUUGCCCUCCAGCUAUAUCUGCCCUCAUAGCAGAGUCUGGGUCAUCUCAGUCAAUAGCUGCUGCUGGAAUUCUUGGACCAUUUCAUAUGCCAAUAAUCAGCUACUUCUCAACGUGUGCUUGCCUGAGUGACAGAACUAAAUAUCCUACAUUUUUUAGAACAAUCCCCAGCGACUAUUUCCAGGCAAAAGCUUUGGCUGCACUGGUCAAACAUUUUGGAUGGCAGUGGAUUGGAGCCAUACAGGCAGACAAUGAUUAUGGACGUAAUGGAAUUCUUGCCUUUAAGGAGGAGGUUGAAAAGUUUGGGGUUUGUGUUGCUUUUGUUGCAUCAGUUCUACGCACGUACACAAGAGAUAAAUUUCUAGAAGUUGUGGAAAUAAUAAAACAGUCAUCUGUCAAAGUAAUUUUGGCUUUUUCUUCUGAGGGUGACUUUUAUCCUUUGAUGCAAGAGAUUGUGAACCAGAACAUUACAGGAAUUCAGUGGAUUUCUUGUGUGGCUUGGAUAACAGCACCUCGACCAUCCACACCUGAAAUACAUAGAUCCUUUGGCGGAACAGUGGGAUUUGUAAUGCAGAAGAUGGCUAUUCCUAAACUUAAACACUUUCUUACAAGUAUUAGUCCUUAUACAGAUCCCAAUGCACCUUUUGUGAAGGAUUUCUGGGAGAUUAUGGUGGGCUGCACACCUGUUUUGCAAGGGGUACAUGCAGCUACUGAGGACACAACCAAAAGAUGUACAGGCAAUGAAACAUUAAUGAAUUCCGAGCAUGAUUUCUUCAAUGUCACAGAGCUCAGAGUGACCUAUAAUGUCUAUAAAGCAGUUUAUGCUAUUGCACAUGCUCUGCAUCAGCUGGUAUUCUGCCAACCAGUUGGAGCACAAACAGUAAAGCGAUGUUUAAACCUGUCAGAAAUAAAGCCCAAGGAGGUCAGUAAAAAGUUACAAAAGGUGAAUUUCACAAAUCAGUUUGGUGAUGAGGUGUUUUUUGAUGAGAAUGGCGAUCCUCCUGCUUCUUAUGAUGUCAUUAACUGGCAGUUGAUAAAUGGAAAAGUGCAACAUGUGACACUUGGUCAUUUGACAUUUGCUGCAAAUGGUGAUUACAAGCUCAGCAUCGAGGAGGAAAAGAUAGUGUGGAGGACAGGGAAAAAAAUGCCCACAUCGGUGUGUUCUAAUGUUUGCCCAGUUGGAACCAGAAAAGCUCAAAUUCAGGGAAAACCUAUAUGUUGUUUUGACUGUGUACCCUGUGCUGAUGGAACUGUAGCCAACUCAACAGGUGCAGCAGACUGCACACCUUGUCCAAAGGAAUACUGGUCCAAUGAGAGAAAAGAUGAUUGCAUUCCUAGAACUAUUGAGUUCCUGAAAUAUCAUGAGCCCAUGGGAAUAGCUCUAACACUUGUAUCCCUGUUAGGGGCCUCUCUCUCCCUUGCCACAAUGGUGGUUUUUAUCAACUACAGAGAAACUCCUGUGAUAAAAGCCAGCAACUUUGAGCUGAGCUCUUUCUUAUUGUUUUCUCUUUUUCUGUGUUUUCUCUGUCCUCUCACUUUUCUUGGUCAACCAACAGUCUGGACAUGCAUGCUGCGCCACACCACUUUUGGUGUGACAUUUGCCCUUUGCAUUUCCUGUGCCUUGGGAAAAACCAUUGUUGUUGUCACAGCCUUCAAAGCCACAUUUCCUGGCAACAACAUUGCUGGAAAGUUUGGUCAUGCACAACAAAGAAUCAUCAUUUGCUCCUGCACUUUGAUUCAAGUGGUAAUAUGUGCAUUAUGGCUGACUUUAAACCCACCUUACCCACAUAUGUUGUUCACAUACAGCAAUAGGAUGAUUGUUCUGGAAUGUAAAACAGGAUCUCAGGCUGCUUUUUAUGCAGUGUUGGGAUACAUAGGGAUCCUUGCAGUCAUUUGUUUGAUCCUUGCAUUCAUGGCAAGAAAACUUCCUGAUAAUUUCAAUGAAGCCAAAUUGAUCACAUUCAGCCUGCUGAUAUUCUGUGCUGUGUGGAUUACAUUCAUCCCAGCAUACAUCAGUUCUCCUGGAAAGUUCACUGUAGCUGUAGAAAUAUUUGCAAUUUUGUCUUCAGCUUUUGGCUUAUUAAUUUGUAUUUUUGCACCCAAGUGUUACAUAAUAUUACUUAAGCCAGAAAAGAAUACCAAGAAACAUGUCAUGGGCAAAACUACAAGCUAA